AUGAAAGUGGAUACGACAGGGGCAACCCAUCCCAUGGAACCCAUUCCUGUCUCAGAAAUCGGCGAGUUGUGGUCAGUUGACGUCACCAUGCGACACCAGCAUCAAGAGGAAUUGGGACGUGACAACGGUCAAUAUCGCCAACUUGACCGAUCACAAGCCACUGUCGACGAUCCUCCAAGAAAAUGGGCCGGUAUUCGUAGUCAACAAAUAACUGUUAGACCCCGGAUACAGGUGCUAUGUGGGAUAGCUGUCGAUCCGAACCCCAAAUCAAAAUUAAACCACUAUUCUCGAGUUUCUAUUGUGAAACGAGGAAAGCGAGUAUCAUGCAGAGGUUCCAACAGAACCAGCCGCCCACAAUACUACGACAAUUCCCGGGACGAGCGAGAGCGUACACAUCCAGAGACUCCCGUGAUCGCAUGGUUCAUAAUUCCCAUUGCCGAGAUGAGGGAUAAAUGUAUAGUCGUUGCGGAUUGCCAUGGGUUCAUUGAUUCGGCAUUUGAGGCCUUCGAGUUACAAUCACAUGAAUUCCUCGUCAUCACGGGAUUCGAAAGCGAGGUCUACAAAGCUUAUGCUAAGAAAUUAGGCCUCAAAUCACCGGUCUUCAUCAACUCCGAAAUUGGACAAAACAGUUUUACUGCGACUUUCUUACGGGGCAGACUCGGCUUGUCCUCCAUGGACCGAUCAAGAUCAAUAUCGAAGCAAGCUAUUUUAGCUGAACGGUAG
This is a messenger RNA of Opisthorchis viverrini, 723 nucleotides long. RefSeq lists its product as hypothetical. Lineage: Eukaryota; Metazoa; Platyhelminthes; Trematoda; Opisthorchiida; Opisthorchiidae. The coding region runs from base 1 to 723 and encodes 240 amino acids. The transcript has 4 exons. The record is from RefSeq and is a predicted model, not a curated record.